UGUUUAUGGGGAAAGGGGCGGGAUCGAGCGAACCGGCAAGGACAAGCUGGGAACAAGCCCAAAUAAGCCACUACACUUUAGUGACAAGCCCGAAAAAAAACGCAACCCUUGACUACCAAUAUUUGUAAGCGACUUUAUAAGAAAACAAGCCCAAAGUCGCUUGUAAUAAGCGGACUUGGCAACACUGAACAUGACCUAUGUACACGACUCAAGUUGCUACACGGAUGUAUUUAAGUUAAGGACAGUUGAUUUGCGCCGCCUUGUGUUUUUAUUGAAGUAGGAAUCCGAGCACUUAAGAUGUGUGUUAAGGAGGUUCGUUCAUAUAAAGUAUAGUUGGCGUCUCAUGAGGACCUUUACAAUUUUUUUUUUUAAAUAGCGCCUUACAUUUUUAAAUGACGUUGUAUCUGACUGUGUGACAGAGUUUCGGAGGGAAGAAAAGUGUCUCGAGACGUUUUAAAAAAAAAUAGUUUUCCUCAAGCUACAUGGCGUGUGAAGGAAACGGCAUGUCAGAUGCGAGGAUAGGGGAGGCCCUGAUCAAAGAGGUGAUUGAGGAGGAGCUGAAGGACGUACCCUCAGAGGACAUCCCACCCCUUACUCCACUGGCAGUCUUAAAGACUGACCAGGAGCAGAAGGUGGUGACCCAGCUGGCCAAAAUGAUCUGCAUCAUUGGGGACAAGGUCCAAGGUGACCAGGAGUUCAAAGAUGCGAUAGAUGGGAUAACUGGUUCCUCCCGCUCUAAGUGGGACACUUUUCAGGCAGUGGCAGACAAAGUGUUUCAACACGGGAUCAGCUGGGAGAGGAUUGCUGUGCUCUUCUAUGUCGCUGGAAAGCUUGCUGUCAAGAUGGUGGAGGCCCAUCUCCCUCAAUCAGUGAGGGAGAUCCUAAGGUGGACUGUGGAUUUUUUCAGAAAUAAUCUACUGGACUGGAUCCGUGAACAUGGAGGAUGGAUCAACAGCUUCUCUGAGCUGGCAGUGGCAUCCAUGCAGAACGUGUCAUCGUUGAGCUAUCGUAACUACAGCCUUGCCCUGAUCUUUGUCACCGGCCUGGCUCUAGGAAGCAUCAUCACCUGGAAACUAACCAAAAGGUUCUGAGGUGCCAAAAAUCCAUUGUGUUUUCCCUAUAUUCAUUCUGCAGCUGCACACCACCACGAACAUGACACUGCCCUGAGUCACUGAAUGAGCCAACUGUCUGUGGUUGGUUCAUGUCUGUAACAGCAGGACAGUCAAGUUUUUCUAAAUUGCUAAAGUCAGUUGAACAAGUGAAGUAAAGAUAUAUUGUUGGUAUUGUAAGCCUACUGGUAGUCUCACAUUGAUAAAACCUAUCUAUUGAAAGUGUUAAGUUGAGGAUGGAAUUUGGUGUUGUGGUAUCCCCACAUCUCCCAAGCUAAAGCAGUAAACCUAGGGAAAACGCUGGUGGUUAUUUUUUAAGAUCUUCGUAAAAUUAAAACGUGUAUCAUGAACUUUUGUUUGCCACAAAGCUUAUUUUCUGCAAUAGUCAAUGGAAAAAUCCAAUUGGCUUUUUGUUAACGUAACCAGGGUGAUGCUAACUUCUGGGUUGGCCUGCAAAAAUGUCCUACCUGUUAUAAUAUUACUAUUACUUUUUAUCAGAGCCAUGUAAUGACAGCAUGUCUGACAAAGGGCCCAGAUGCUGUCAUAUCCUGAUCACAUGUUGCCAUGAGAUGCGCGCGCACACACACACACACACACACAAACACACACACACACGCUACGUUUCUACCUUUUCUGUUAUUCUUGAAACCUUGAAAACUUGAAAAAAACAUUCAAAGAUGUAAAAGAAAGCCAUGUAUGUUUCUAGAAGAUGUACUGUAUCAUGCUAAAAAGAUAUUCUCUAACAUAACUGGAUCCAUGUUCAGACACUAGACAUGUAACGAUACACUUAACCCACGAUUCGGUUCACUAUACGUUUUUUUUCUCCCAAUUCUUUAACAGAAUGAGCUGCAGACAAAGGACUAUAUAAAACUGUGCAAAAUUACAGAUGUGCCCUCUUAUCAAAAGUGCAACUGAGAUUGUAUUUUAUCCUAAAUAAAAAAAAACAAUUAUUUUAUUUUAAAAUCCCACAUCAAAAUAACAAAGAAAAAAAACUCUUAAAUAAACUAAGAAGAUGUAGUGACGUCUGAAGUCAAUUAAGUAAAAUCAAAAGUAGUUUAUGCCCUAGACCGUUUUAAAAAUUGCAUUGCGAUUUGAUUUUUAACUGAUUUCAUGAUGCAUCCUUACAUCCCUAUCAGACCCCAUUGGCAGCUGUUGGCCAUAUCCUGACACAUCCAGACCUACUUAACGGUCUUUUCACUGUGCUUUUCCUGGGGAAUCACAGACGAAGUCCAACUACAAUUAGUUUAUACACAUCAAAGAAUCUACAUGGGAAUGUUCAUAUAUGUACAUAGACAAUUACAAUAAUAUGUGAACUUAACUUUGAUGCGAGAAAGCCGUAAGAAUGCUUGGGUGACGCUCAUAGGGUGAAAUUACGUUAAAAAAAAUUACAAUCAAAGUGGAAAUUUAAGGAGUUUUUACUUUUAAGGGUCAAGGGUAGAGCAUGGCUUAUUCACAGGCCUUAGCCUGCUUUUGCCAACUUUUUUAAAGUAAAAGGUAAAACUACAGUGGGUUGGGAAAGUUUACACCCCCAUGCCAAAGUUGAUUAGAAAAGAAAUAAAAACCAUCUUUUGGAAAUUGAUCUUAAUGCCUUAAUUCAAAACAUUUACGAAAAUCCAACCUUUAAAGUACAUCAGUUUUCUUUGUGAAUGAAUAUUGUAUUGUAAAUAAAUAAAUGUUCUUCCUUAAAAUACAUCGGGCAUAGGUAUACACAUCGCAAUUUUAAAUUCCCAUAGACGCAGGCACAUUUUUAUUUUUAUUUUUUUUAUAUUUCAUGGAUCCAGGAUAAUAUGCAUCCUUUUAAAGUUCCUUGGCCUUUGGAAUUAAAAUAGCCCCAUAUCAUCACAUACCCUUCACCAUACCAUACAAUACCCAGAGAUUGGCAUGGUGUUAUUUCAGUUAGCCUAAUAGCUGGUUUGAUGUGCAUUGAGAUAUGAGCUUAUGUAAAGUUCCCCAUGCCUAUUAAUCAAAUCAAAUCAAAUUAAUCAAAUGUUGGUACUCUUAAUUUGAUCAAAAGGCUCUGGGCUGCCAGACUAUCUGGCGUGUCUGGAGUGUCAGGCAGGAGAAAUAAUAAUAAUACAUAAUUAAAGGACAUGGCUCCAUGCUACUGUAAAGACAAGACUACACAACCGCCAUUUUCAAUAAUCAAUUCCUACUGAAAAUGUCUGUUUUAACAGUUUAGAAAUGUAAGUAACAAUCCAUUGAAUAUGUAAGCUGGCUAUCAGUGGGUCAGUACUGAAGUCCAUUUACAAUCACAUCAUCACAUGAAAAAAUAAAUUUAAAGAAAACACAUGCGUUUUCAUCAAAUUUUAAUAAAUAAACACAGAAAAAACAUAUUGAUCCUAUAGAUUUCUCAAUGUAGUAGCAGAACAAAAUAUUUCUUAACACAAGUUAUUUGAACUCAUGGAGCAUAUGGUUUUUUGGUUUGUUUUUGAGUUAUGCUAAUUUUUAUGUGCAGUGGCGUUUGGACUUAAUGGAAAAAUGUCAUCACAAGCAAAAAAUGUAAUGACAAAAGACAGAAGCCUUAGCUUUCAGCUGCUGCAGAAACAAAAUGUGUCUAAAUGGUAAAAUCAUGGUGUAAUUAUACAUUGCUACUUACACCCUCUGUAUGCCACUGGUUUACAGUUUAUUUGCACAAAUAUUGAAUCAAUUGUUAAUUUAUGACGACUUCAUUAGCAACCUGCACAAAGGGCACCCUUUAGCGUCUGUAGGGGAUGCUUCGGGCAUAGCAGCAGCUCAACGGCAGCGCUGUAAGGUGACGUAGGAUGAAAGAGAAAAUCUGUGCAAGGAUGCAGACAACACUAGACUUUCACCCAGGAGACCGGGUGUCCUGCGUGAUCCUGCAUCUGACGAAGACGCUAAAGGAGAAUUUUUGUGUCAGUAACUAAUGCCAGAGGCCCCUGACCAAGUAUCGUUUUUUUGAUGCACCGGGAGUGAGACUGUGUUGUCCUAAGAAUGCAAGAAAGUGAUGUGAAAGGAUUCCUUCUCUGAUUGAAGAAUCUUUGCCCUGUGCAGUCAAUUCCCAAUCAUGAAGUGCAUACUGCUUUUCACCAAAGAUGGAGAUCAAUAUCAACGUCCUCAAGCGUUGCCAUUAUACACAUUUAGUCUUUGAAUUAGUACUUUUUUUUUCUGGCAGUUGUAGAGCAAUAGCAGUUCAAUGCAUUGUCUAUCAUACUGGAUUUUAUUGGUGCUGGUUUGAUUUCAUGCAAAAAUUAUGUACAGCUAAUGUAACCACAGAUGGUCAAUAUCAAUGAGCACUAUUGCCCGACCGAUGCAUUUUGAUGUCUGAUAUUAUUGGCUAG
Etheostoma spectabile (orangethroat darter) is the source of this 4408-nucleotide messenger RNA. RefSeq names its product apoptosis regulator BAX. Gene Ontology annotation, cellular component: mitochondrial outer membrane. The record is from RefSeq and is a predicted model, not a curated record. Gene Ontology annotation, biological process: release of cytochrome c from mitochondria; mitochondrial fusion; intrinsic apoptotic signaling pathway in response to DNA damage. The coding region runs from base 483 to 1091 and encodes 202 amino acids. NCBI's taxonomy places the organism in Eukaryota, Metazoa, Chordata, Actinopteri, Perciformes, Percidae. The transcript has 6 exons. Gene Ontology annotation, molecular function: BH domain binding; channel activity.